UUGCACAUGUUUUAUUGAAUGGCUGUGUAUAAAAAAAAACCACAACUUCAGAGAGCACGUGAUAAAAGAGGUCAUAUGACUUGUGUCAGCUGACAGUGGGAUUUCUUUUCAGGGGAAGCGCGAGUUAGGAUGUCUGUAAGUAUCCAGCCCAUCGAGUCGACCACUGACUGCAAGGAUCAGAAUUUUGAUGGCAUUAUCGUCAUAGGCCAUACUUUUGACCAGCUCCCUAAUGAGCUCGAGUGUUUAAAAGCGCCCUUGCAGGACUACAGUGCAGUGGACUGUGGUUUGGGGGAAGAAGUUGUGGUCAUCAAGGUUCCUGGUCUCCCUGGAAACCGUUUGGUAUUUGCCUCCACUGGUCCAGUGAACCGGGAUUAUGAUGAUGUCAGGCGGUUCAGCGAUGCUGCCAGUAAUGGCAUUAAAAGGGCAAUAAAAGCUGGCGUUCAGCGCCCCCUGCUGGUGUGUCCUCCACAUAACAGCUAUGCAAGAAACACCCUAGCGGCUGUGCUGGGAGCCCUGCAAGCUCUAUAUGUGCCACUUGAGGUAAGAGAACAGAAGUCAACCCUUCAUAAAGUCUCUACACUGGGCAUCUGGGUGAAGAAUCAGCAGCAGGGAAAAGAAAUCGUGGAGCUGGCCUCUGCCCUGGAGAGCGGGAGAUACGUUUAUCGGGAUAUUGGCGGCUCCGACCCGGAGCGUAUGGCAGCUCCUCGUGUAGCCGAGUAUGUCCAAGCCGUCUUUAAGGACAGUCUUGUAAAAGUGACCGUCUUAAGUGAUUUGAAAACUCUGGAGAAAGAAUAUCCAUGUUUGGCAGCGGUCAACCGAUGUGCUAACACUGUGCCACGUCAUCAGGCCAGAGUCAUCAAACUGCUGUACUCCGGUGAAGGACCCAUUCAACAGACUCUUAUGGUGGUUGGCAAGGGCAUUACGUAUGACACUGGUGGAGCUGACAUCAAAGCUGGUGGCAUCAUGGCUGGGAUGCACAGAGAUAAAUGUGGCUCUGCUGCUGUUGCUGGCUUCUUUCAGAUCUUAGCCAAACUGAAGCCAAAACACCUGAAGGUUGUGGGUGCGAUGGCCAUGGUGCGGAACAGUGUCGGGUCUGAUUGUUAUGUCGCAGAUGAGUUGGUAGUGUCUCGUGCCGGUCGUAGCAUCCGUGUUGGAAACACAGAUGCUGAAGGAAGGAUGGUCAUGGUGGACCUGCUUUGUGAGAUGAAAGAGCAGGCUGUGCGGGAGGUGUCUCCUCAUCUCUUUACCAUUGCCACUCUGACAGGACACGCUAUCAGAGCCAUGGGACCUAACUACUCGAUUAUUAUGGAUAAUGGCCCUGCUCACCGGUCUGAAAAUGCGCGGCAGUGGCAGAAGGCGGGAGAGGUUCUUGGAGACUUGUUUGAGGUGUCCACCAUUCGCCGGGAGGACUACAGGUUUCACAAGGGGAAGUCUGAGUAUGAAGAAAUCCUGCAGGCAAACAAUCUGCCCUCUUCUGCAACACCACGUGGACAUCAGACACCUGCUGCCUUUCUCAUCAUGGCCUCUGGACUGGAUAAGCAUGGAGUGGACUCCGAUAAACCUCUGCCAUAUUCCCAUAUUGACAUUGCUGGAUCCAGCGGUCCAUUCCCUGGUGUGCCAACAGGUGCUCCUAUCCUUGCCAUGGCGACAAAGUACCUACAGCUCUAAAAACAGUGUCUAUCCAAUGAUUUUUUAAUAACCAAUCAGUUAUCUACUCCAUUUCUUGUAUUUUUUCCAGUCUUGUCAAAUACAUUUGACAAAGUGUAUUGAUGUAAGGUAAAUAAAGACAUUUGUGUCUA
Molecule: messenger RNA, 1799 nt
Organism: Triplophysa dalaica
Lineage: Eukaryota; Metazoa; Chordata; Actinopteri; Cypriniformes; Nemacheilidae
Exons: 16
Coding region: 130-1668 (512 amino acids)
Biological process (GO): proteolysis
Cellular component (GO): cytoplasm
Molecular function (GO): metalloaminopeptidase activity; manganese ion binding
Source: RefSeq, a predicted model, not a curated record